AAAUGAUAAUCUUAAUCCAACAAUUAAUAAACGCAUUUGAGCAAUGAUAAACAAGUAGCACACAGAAAUUAGGCUACAGAAAGAAGAGCAGAAAUAAUAGGCUAGAUGUAAAACAAGAGUAGGCUAUACUACAUUUCUCAUGCAUAGCCUAAUCUAAUGGAUAGUAGCCUAUAUGAAAUAGCAAUAUUGGCAAUCACAUGUCGAAAAGCGAAAAAAAUCAGUCCAAACCACACACUCGACAACAAAUCUUACAGCAUUGUUCACGAUCUACAUGGAAAAUCCAUCCCAUGUUUUAGCUGUUAAAGAAAUUGCCAACUCCCGUUCAAUAAUUCUAUUCUGUGGCCCUAUUCAAUAUCACAGGUUCAUGUUCAAUAACUCCAUUCCACGCCCAUGUUCAAUAAGCGAUGUCCCUGUUCAAUUGCUCCGCUCCGUGUUUUGCGCGCGCUCCCCCUCCUUUCUACUGAACUCCAGCCCCUCGCUCUCUCUGUAUCAGCCUCUCACUCCGUCUCAAUAUGUCUCAAGAUGGCGGCCAAUGCGGGAUCGAUGUUUCAAUAUUGGAAGCGCUUUGAUUUACAGCAGCUGCAGAGAGAACUGGAUGCCACCGCCACAGCCCUGGCCAACAGACAAGAUGAGAGUGAGCAGUCUAGGAAAAAGCUCAUCGACCAAAGCCGUGAGUUCAAGAAAAACACACCAGAGGAUCUGCGAAAGCUGGUAGCUCCGUUGCUCAAAGGCUUCCAAGCAGAGGAUGACCCAGUUAGCGGCGAUGCCAGGACUGGCUGGCUGCUCACACUCCCAGAGCAGUGGAGGAACGCGCAGUCAGCAGCAAGGCUAAGACCCGGACGUGGCUCUCAGGAGACAUGUGACACCUCCGCAGACACACACACACAGAGACAUAGACCUUACACUUACAUACAGUACACGCAGAUAGAGUAGGUACACACACAUACACACACACGCUGCCUCAGGGCUGCUCGGUGCAACCUCAACAACAGCCAUACACAUGAAGCCUCUGAACCCCACAGUAGGCGGGAGUUAGAUCCUGCUGUCAAUCAAUAGCUCACAUAGCUAGGCCAAUGGGACACCUUUCUUACUCUGAUACACUACAGGUAGAAGUCUGCAAGUGUAUAAAAAAAGUUUACCAAGGUUAAAUGGUGAGUAAAAUGUAAGUUUUACGGUUUAUUAGUCAUAUGUACAGGAUACACAUGCUAUACACGGUGCAACAAAAUGUUUACUUGCAGAAGAACAGUACAAUGGGUCAUUUUGACAAAUAAUUUGUAUUUUUGAAAUCUUUUUGAAUCAAGGUUAUACUGUGUUAUUUUCCUCUGAAGAUUGGUAGCGCUCCUAUUACAUCCAAACGUCAUACAAUGGCUAUCUAUAUGUGAGGAAAUGAUUUGAUUGACAGCGCAUGAUAACGAGGUGGUUUAAUGUAUAUAGCGCAGCUGAGGCUUUUAGGUGUGUGUGUGUGUGUGUACCACAGAUGGUAUAAAAGGGUGUGUGUGCCACAGAUGGUAUAAAAGGGUGUGUGUGCCACAGAUGGUAUAAAAGGGUGUGUGUGCCACAGAUUAUAUAAAAGGGUGUGUGUGCCACAGAUGAUAUAAAAGUGUGUGUGUGCCACAGAUGAUAUAAAAGGGUGUGUGUGAUGGUGUACAUGGAGGACUCACCACUAAUAUAGCUGCUUACAUGUAAAGGAAAGCUGAUAAAAAAAAUGCAUCAAAUACGAGAGGGGUGGAUUAUUAUUUGUGUUAUAUGUAUAACCAACCAUGCUAUUGAAAUAGGUUUGGACAAAACCCUUUCUCCUCUCUUGCCAGCUGUUGUCCAGUGUGUGUCAUUGAGGGCAAGCGAGGGUUCAGGGAAGAGUAAUCUGUGACCUGUGUUUGACCACCUCUCCCUACCUCUCCAAGGACAACGGAGGAAUAUGAUGCAGUAUUUGACUUGGUCCGUGACGGGUCUCCAAAAUCGACGCGGUGAGUAAAAGAAGUAAGGAGUCAGAGGCUGCCUUCCUAAGCGUGUACAAGAGAUUCAUCGAUGUCCCAGACCCUGUGUCGGCCCUGGAGGCUACCCAGCAGCUACAGCUGAAGGUCCAGAGGAUGCACGACAUCGAGACGGAGAACCAGAAGCUCCGCGAGACGCUGGAGGGCUACACCCAGGAGAUCGCUGAGGUCAAGAACCACGAGGUCACAAUUAAAGCACUUAAGGAGAAGAUAGAAGAGUAUGAAGAGACCCUGAAGAAGCAGGCCAAGGAGCUGGGCCAGGAGGAGAGGAGAGAGGAAGAGAAGGAGAAGAAAGAGGGCGAGGAUGGGCAGCUCCACAACAACCAUGCAGAGGAGGCGUGUCAACAACAGGAGAACCAGGAGUCUGCAGUGUCAAAGCUGGAGGAGGCAGACAGUAAGGCCCAGUCCUUACAGACAGCACUUGAAGCAACUCAGGCAGAGCUUUUGGACCUGAAGAGCAAGUAUGACGAAGAGUCAACAUCAAAGGCCAAUGAGAUUGAGGUGGUGAUGUCAGACCUGGAGAGAGCCAAUCAGAGAGCGGAUGUAGCGGAGAGGGAAGCAGAGGCUCUUCGGGAACAGCUGACAUCCGCCAACAAGUCUCUCCAGCUUGCCACACAGAUCCAGAAGGCCCCUGACAUGGAGCAAGCCUUGGAGGUUCUGUCACGCUCCAGUCUGGAGGUGGAGCUGAACGCAAAGGAGCGGGAGGUACUGCACUUGGCUGAGGACGUGCAGAGACUGCAAGCCAGCCUGGCCAACGUCCGUGAGAACUCGGCCUCGCAAAUCAGCCAGCUGGAGCAGCAGCUCAGCACCAAGGAGAGCUCACUCAAGCAACUGGAGGAGAAACUGCAGGAGCAGGCAGACUACGAAGGCAUCAAGAAAGAGCUCAGUUUCCGCAAGUCAGUAGAGUUCGGCUCUUCAAAUUACUCUUCAGCACAGGACUCUAAGAAGCCUCUGGAGUUGUUGUUGGAGAAGAGUCGAGGCCUGCAUUCUGAGAGCUCCUCCCUGCGCCUGAACAACAGUGAGCUGAGUAGUUUGAGAGAGCGAAAGGUCAAAGAGUCAUCAGAGGGACAACAGCGUCUCUGCACCACACCCAUGGGCACCAACUUGAAGGGCUCCCCUCCCCCUCCCUCCUCUCAGCUCCUCCUGCGCACUAGCUCAGGUGGUUCCUCCGACACCACCCCUGUCACUGCCGCCAAUGGCACACACCACUUCUCGCCCACGAGUGGCGGGCUGGGUGGGCAGGACUUCUUCAGCCCCUCCUCUCUGGCGUCGGCGGGCACCGCUUUCCCCCUGGGGGGCAAGGUGGUGCUCAACUCCCUGCUGCAGCGCCAGCUCAUGCAGACCUUUUACUCCAAAGCCCUGCAGGACUCCGUGUCCGCCUCCGGCCAGGCCCUGCUCUUCUCCCCUUCCAACUACCCCACCCAUAACUCCCUUUCAGCCAGCCCCCUACCACCCCAUCAGUCUUUGCAGUCGCAAUCCCAGCACCCGUCAGCGGGCAGCCCGGAUGUCAACGGCCUCGCCCCCUCGCCCAGCCAGUCAGAAGGGGCGGGGAGCGUCUCGGAAGGCGAAGACAUGGACACGUCUGAGAUAGCGCGUCAGGUCAAGGAGCAGCUGAUCAAGCACAACAUUGGGCAGAGGAUCUUCGGCCACUACGUGCUGGGGUUGUCCCAGGGCUCAGUCAGUGAGAUACUGGCCAGGCCCAAGCCCUGGAACAAGCUGACCAUCCGGGGCAAGGAGCCCUUCCACAAGAUGAGGCAGUUCCUGUCUGACGAGCAGAACAUUCUGGCACUGCGCAGCAUCCAGGGGAGGCAGAGAGAGAACCCAGGCCAGAACCUGAACAGAGUGUUUCAGGAGGUUCCGAAGCGAAGAACCGGCUCCGAAGGCUCCUCGAGGCCAGGUAACAUCACCACGCGGAUCCGCACCUCGGAGAGUGGCUCAGAUGAGGCCAUCAAGUCCAUCCUGGAACAGGCCAAGAGAGAGCUGCAGGUUCAGAAGGCUGAUGGUGUGGAGGACAGACAGCGACGACAGACAGGUUACCCCCGAGGCAUGGGCAACUAUUUUGCAAAAUAUGCACAAAGUCUCAGACUUGACUCGUCCCAGCCCCCUCCCUCGUCCAGCAUUGGUGGUGGUGGAGGUGGUAUCGGCUCAGGUGGAUCCUCCAGCUCAGACGAGACCAUUCGCUCCAUCCUAGAGCAGGCAAGGAGAGAGAUGGAGGCCCAGCAGGCCGCCCUAGAGCCCAUCCUCAAGGCAUCCUCCAUGGGCCCCUCCGACCUGGCCCUGCUCUCCCCCAAACUCCUGGGCGCGCCAAUCCUCCCAGCCUCCUACUCGCCCCUGGCCCUUUCCCUCAAGAAGCCCUCCAUCCCCCCAACCUCCUCUCCCUCCUCCCUCCUGGAUUUCCACUCUGCCAUGGUGAAGAAGGAGGCAGGAGAAGUGGUGGGAGAAGGCGGGGGAGGAGGAGGGUUGCUAAUGGAUGGUGGGACCAAGCAGGGGCGAGGCUCCUGGAGGGAUCAAUGGUGGAGCAGUAUGCACCCCGGGGGGCAGGGAGCCACGGCAAGCCUGAAUGACGAUGUGCGUAGUCAGGAGGACAGCAAGGAGAAGCCUCCCCGGCUGGCCGGCUCAUCCUCGGUGCUGGCACCCUCCUCCGUCUCCAUCUCCUCCUUGGACUACUGGAAGGACUGGCCCCGGGCCGAGUCCCCGUACUCCCAGGCCAGCUCUGAGCCUGGCGGGGGCGCCAAAACCCAGGGGCCCAGCCGUGCCGACACACCCCAGAGCAGUCUCUCUCCCCUAAGCUUGGGGCCUCUGGGGUCCCUGUUGACCCCCGCAGCCAAACAAGCCAAGCCUGUGGUGGCGCCGCUCACUCCUGAGCAGUACGAGUUCUACAUGUACCAAGAGGUGGACACGGCCGAGCUCACGCAGCAGGUCAAAGACAAGCUGGCCAAGAACGGCAUCUGCCAGCGCAUCUUUGGAGAGAAGGUGCUGGGCCUGUCUCAGGGCAGUGUGAGCGACAUGCUGUCCAGGCCCAAGCCCUGGAGCAAGCUGACCCAGAAGGGCCGGGAGCCCUUCAUCCGCAUGCAGCUCUGGCUCAACGGAGAGCUGGGCCAGAAUGUCCUGCCCUUACAGGGCCAGCCACAAGAAAACACCCCAAAGACCUCAGCCAGCUGCAGCCCGGCCCCGGAGUCCCCCCUCAGCUCAGCCGAGGAGUCCGUGAAGAGCCUUGGGGAGCAGGGGGGAGGAGGAGGGGGAUGUGGAGGAGGAUCAUCCCAGGUCCCCCUCAGGGAGCCCAGCGAGCCCUCUGAGUCCCAGCCCGGCACGCCACUGCCCGUCCCCGGCCACUCAGGUCUCAGCAUCCAGGAGAUGGUGGCCAUGUCCCCAGAGCUGGACACCUAUGUCAUCACCAAGAAGGUCAAGGAGGUGCUGACCGACAACAACCUUGGUCAGCGUCUGUUUGGGGAAACCAUCCUGGGUCUGACUCAGGGCUCGGUGUCUGACCUGCUGGCGAGGCCCAAGCCCUGGCACAAGCUCAGCCUGAAAGGACGCGAGCCCUUCGUCCGCAUGCAGCUCUGGCUCCAGGACCCACGCAACGUGGAGAAACUCAUGGACAUGAAACGCAUGGAGAAGAAAGCGUACAUGAAGCGGCGCCACAGCUCUGUGAGCGAGAGCCAGACGGCGGACAGUGGUGGCCUGUCAGGGGGAGACUUCAGCCAGGGGGGCAGCCCCCAGCACGGCCUCGGCCACCACCUGCACCAGCAGCAGCCUCCCCAGCAGCACCUGAAGAAGGCCCGUGUGGUGCUGGCCCCCGAGGAGAAGGAGGCCCUGAAGAGGGCCUACCAGCAGAAGCCCUACCCCUCGCCCAAGACCAUUGAGGAGCUGGCGUCACAGCUCAAUCUCAAAACCAGCACCGUCAUCAACUGGUUCCACAACUAUAGGUCUCGUAUCCGACGGGAGCUUUUCAUCGAGGAGAUCCAGCGAGGUGAGGGCGGCUCCCCGUCCACCAGGGCGGGCAAGGCCAGUGAGGGCGACAGCUGUGACGGUACCGAGUCAGAUGGCACAGUGGAGGGCACACGCCCCGGCCACGAGCACCACCCGGCCUCAGAAGGCGAGGGGGGGUCCGACCACAGAGACGACGGCACCACGUCAGCCACUGGCAGCAACGCUGCAGGUACCAGCGGCCACCACAAGGGCGGCGCCCUGGACAGCCUGUUCAGCUUCCCCGAGAGCACCCAUGUUUCUUCUGCGUCUGUUGCCACCACCACUGCUGCCCGCAACCCCCGCGACAGCAGCCUGCGUAAGAAGAAAGCCGCCAACCUCAAUAAUAUCAUCCACCGCCUGGAGAAGGCUGCCGGUAAAGACGAGCCCCACGAGUGGGAGUUCUGAUACGGUACCCCUGCUGCUGGAGAGUGAGAGUUACUAUUUUUCUAGUGCCCUGACUGCACAGUUCCAAGGCCAAGACUGGAGCAGUGCUGCCAGAGAGGAACUGGCAUCUUUUACGACUUUUCAUAUCAAAGAGGGUUCAUAGAUUUUUUUCAAGAAGCGAAACAACAGCAACAACCUGGCUUUGUUUGGAGAUAAAGCACUUAACAGCCCUGCUGGCCACAGGGCCCUAACACCACCGGCCAAAGGUGCGGAAGAGACAAAAGACUUGCGCUACUCACAAAGGAGCGUCACUCCACAGGAGGAAACUGUCACGAGAAGCAAUUAUGUGUUUUAUUUGUGUGCGUGUGUGUGUGUGUGUGUUUCCCUUUGAGAGAUUUAUUCACCACCUCAAAGUUUUUCUAACCUUGUUCGCUCAGUGAGUUUUCACAUCUAGUAGACUAACUGUUACAAUGUUUUCCCUUUUUUCUGUUUUCUAAGAGGUUCUUUCUCCUCAUAACUCCAUUGCAGUUCUUUGGCUUUCUGAUAGGAUCGUCAAACAAAAAAAGAGAAUGAAAAGCCAAGCAUUUAGAAAAUUAGUCUGCAGGAGAGGAGAACCCUUUCCCAAGCAAUGUUCCUUUCUGUGCCCCAAAAGCUGCCAUGUAAUGGCACUGGAACUCUUAAUAUGCUAUCCACUCUAUUGAGAAAAUAAUUAACAUUUUUAUAAAAUUAUUUUUCUCCUCUGAGAAAGAAAAAAAAACUUUAUAGCAAUUUGGUUGCCACUAAGAGAUUGCACAGUCGGUCGACUUUAAACAAUGCUAUUUUAGAUUCCUAAAUAUUUGGGAAGGGUAAAAUCUGAAGUGAAAUACUCAUUAUCAGUUGAAAGGAACUUUGAAAAAAAAGUAUCACUUUAAUUCACAGUUUUUCAACGUACAACAUAAAAUGCAACGGUCAUGUCAGGAAAAAGGAAAAAUCCGAAAAACAUCUUGUGGUAGCUUACUUUGUGUUCUUUCUCGUGGGUGAUCUAGAAGCUCUUUGAUAAGUAGUGUACAUUUCUUUCAUAGCUUUAACUGACUUCCGGGGGACGCCAUUUUGGUGGCACCGGGAGCGUUUGUUUAAUACACUCCAUUUUAGGCCAAAAUCAGGUUUGAGAAAAAAAGAAAAGAAACAAAAAAGUUGUAUACAAGUUCAUGGAGAAAAAAAACUAUUUCAGUCUAGAUAUAAAAAAAUAAUAAAAAAGUUGCAAACUUGCUUUUUAACCUAUUUUAACCACAAAAACCACACUAUUAAGACCUCAGAACCAGGGUGUACAGUAGAGCCGACGGCCGCUGCACUUCACAGCCUGGCCCUCGGAUGGGGAGGCUUGCGUUUCAUUGGGUGAAAAAGCCAGGAGAUGCACAGCUCACUUUACUGUAUAUUCCAAGCAUCUGGCUCUUUUGCUCUCAACUCUUUACCUACGGUUGUGUGUAUAUUUGUACAUUGUAAAAAGACAGAAAAGAAAGACAAGAAACCCCAGCUGUUGUGUGUCGGUCCUCACAUGCGGUGCACUACGAGUCUGAGGAAGAGAUGGACUCUCCUCUGCUUGUGUGUUCCCAUACAGAGCUACAAGACUGAGCUGGUCAUGGUCAACCAGUCACACGUCCCUCCUUUAAGACCCUUUGACAUAUAUUCUCCACAGGCUGCCAUGUGGUGUUGCGCAGAGGUCAAGAGGUCAAAUGUACCAAACAGUGCCACGGCUUAGUAGAGAUAUUUCAAGGUACAUUUUUACUAAUUGAAUAACCAACACCAAAAGUUAUAUCCAAAGUACUGUCGAUGUGACAAAGCCCCAUCCAAUUUGGUUGUCUCUUUCAAAGUCAAGCUGAUUCUCCCACCAAUCUUGAUGCGCUUACUCCUUAUAUUAUGACCAGUUUUAUGAUCAAUUCAUGACUGUUACGUAGCAUCUCCAUUCUCCACUGGUCACAACAAGUCCUCUUACUUUCAGCUGUAACUCUUGGCCUGCCCCAUGUGAAUAUAUCUCAGAGGUUAAGAUCACUUGACACGGGUCAAUGGAAGAAAACAAAGACAUUAGUUUUAUACUUAACCCUCAACCCACCCUCCCUUCCCCAGAUAUGGUAGAACGUUAGACCCCCCCCCCCCCCCCCCCCCCCCGCACACAUCACAACCUCUUCCCUUUUCCCCCUUUCCUCCUCCUAUGCCACAAGCUCACAGUGCCUGCCCGCCCACUGCCUCUCCCUGUGUGUUUGAGUGUGUGAGAGCACACACGUACGUGUACACAAGUAGGCGUGUGUGAUUUCUGUAUCCACGUACCGUAAGAAGGGGGUGUGAGGGUGUGAGCAAGGACUAGCUUCUCUGCUCUGCCAUACACACCCUUGAGUGUGUGUGUGUCUGUGUGUUUUAUAAGUCUGUGUGGCUUUGAUUUGUAUAUACCUGCACACACGUAGAGUGCACAACUGCCACUCUUUGUUUCUUCUAAGCUGUUUUCUAAAUGACACGGCUUACGGCAUAGCAGACUCACAAAUACAGUAGGUCCCCUUUAUUGCCAUAUUAAAGACAAGCAGUAGAUCACUUCAACAAAGUUUUUUUGUUUCAUGUUUUUGUUAUGCUUAUUUAUAGGUGCUGUAUUUUACAUUUUAAUGUCUUAUUUGAUUUCUGUUCAUUAUUGUUGUUAUUAUUGUAUGGAAGGGACUAUAAGGGGUCAUAUAAUAUUUUUUUUUGACUGAUAGACUGCCGGCAGUAUUGGGUUAUACGUACGAGAUUUAGUUGUCAUACAUGUAUAUUUAGUGAUCUUUGAAGACGUUUUGACAGUGUCAUUUAUGUUGUUUGAGCUGAAAUGGGAGAGCACACCCGACAACGUCGUCUAUAGCAUUAUGGUGCAUUCACCGUUCAUGAUUUGAUGCGUCUGUGCAUUUCCAUUUUCCUCUUUCAUUUCAACAAGCAUGAUUGAAAUCAGGUUGACUUAUAUUCUCUUUUGUACAUUUUCCGUGUAUUACUGAACCCAGCACAGGACCGAAGUUGUGGUGGGGCUCAAGAACCAGUAGCAUCUGAAGGUCUGGAACUGCUGUACUUUGGCAUCACCUCUGAAUCUGACACUUAUCUCUGGAGAUUUCCCAGCUUUGUUUGAGGUAGAUUUUUAUCUAAAAUAAGCAGUGAUCACAUCACUAUAUGUGUGCUUAGAUUGAGUGUGACUUUGGCGUUUCCUGUUUAUUGGACUAUAAACUGGGAUGCACUGGCUACAUUUUGUGACGCUCUUUGUACUACGUACACCUACUAUUUAGAAUAUUCAUAUUUCCUCAAUUAUUAUUUGCUAAAUAUAGGUUUAGUUCCUUCAGACAAAAAAAAAUGAUCAAACAACAUUUUUAUACUAACAAUAACACAAGCAGCUGUGUAAAGCACAAGCACUACUGACCAAAAACCUCUUUAAAAAGGGGGGGAAGGCAACUUUACCUUAAAAGAUUGAAUUGCAUGCUCAUGAAUAUUUUCUAUGCCGUUCUGACUUUACAAUAAGUUUAGUCUUUAAAGAGAGAUUAUUGGAUACUUUUUUCAAUUGUGAGCAUUUGGAACACAAUUGGGUCCUGAAUGGCUACUGCUCAGCUGCCCCUCCUACAGCGAAGCUGGUGGUGAUUGGAUCACCUCUGGAGGGGAGUGAUGUUAGCACUGUGUCCUGCAUGGGUCCAAACCACGCUCUCUUCAAGUGACACACUGCCAGUCUGGCUAAGCCACAGCAGUUCCUAUCAGCUGGUUACACUUUUCUACUGAAUUUCAUUGAAGAAAUGUGAUCGAUUGAACACAAACCAAAAAAAUCCAGGAGUGUUGAUCUUUUGAUAAAAGCACAAGUACAUCGACAAGUUUAAGCAAAACAUAAUGGUAUUUAUAUAUAAUGGCUUUUGACGCGUAAAGCUUAAAUUGAUCAUACCCAAAAACGUUACCUUUCAAAAAAGGUAUUGAUCUUUUAGCACUAUUAAAGAGACAUCUUAGCACUUAACCGUCUGCACUCCUUUUCCUUCAGUCUAUAUGUUCAUAGGAUUGCCUUUGCCUUAAAGUGAUCCAGACCAAAGUGUUGAUAUUCUUUUCAGGAUAAACGAAUGCAGUAAGCUGGCUCUUAGACUGAAGUCUUGCACCCAUCCCAUCGUCGUUCUCAUGAGACUUUUCAUCACUGGUCUCCAAGUCUUGUGCAGGCGCCACAUGGAAACAAGCAAUCAUUUUGAUUGGUCUCCCACAUGCUGCGUCUUCAACGCAGCUGUUGACGUCUGUAGCAACGUUGUUUUGUCUGGAAAUACUUCACUGCAGUUGAACAAAAGGGGGCCAGUUCUGUGACUGUCUACAGUCCUGGGCUCCUCCAGAGGUGAUGCCAAGGCAGACUCUUGUAGGCCACAGAUUUAGUAAGAGGUCCACAAUCAAAAGCCCCCCACGCAGAUAGUGGGUAUGGCCCUCAUUAAGAACGAUGCAGGCUUGAGUGUCUGGUAGAGGCACUAAUGAAAUGGAGUUGAUCAGAGGGAUUUCACUUUGCUACUAUUACUAACAUGUCAAGUUGUGCUGUCAUGAUGUCAACUGUUCCCAGCUAUUGCCCGGUUAGGACAGGCGACAUACUUGACAGGCAGUGCUUUUUGAUUGGGAGUUGAAUUUGUGUGGAUUUGUUUUCCUUUAUCUGUUUCUCAUUUGACGCUAAUUGAAGAUUUGAACAGGAGUUGUCUCACUUUUCUCCCCAAAUCAUGUUCUGCUGUCAGUCAUUUUGGAAACAUUGCAUUUAUACUGAACAAAAAUAUAAACGCAACCUGCAACAAUUUCAAAGAUUUUACUGAGGUACAGUUCAUAGAAGGAAAUCAGUCAAUUUAAAUAAAACAUCUGUUCCUAAUCUAUAGAUUUCAUGACUGGGCAUGGGUGCAGCCAUGGGUGGGCCUUGGAGGGCAUAGGCCCACCCACUGGGGAGCCAGGCCCUGCCAAUCAGAAUACGUUUUUCCCCACAAAAGGGCUUUAUUACAGACCGAACUUGUUCUCAACACCCCCACUUCCCCCUCAGGUGAAGAAGACGAAUGUGGAGUUAGUUGGCUGGCGUGGUUACACGUGGUCUGCUGUUGUGAGGCCAUUUGGACGCACUGCCAAAUUCUCUAAAACAACAUUGGAGGCAGCUUAUGGUAGACAAAUUAACAUUCUCUUGCAACAGCACUGGUGGACAUACCUGCAGUCAGCAUGCCAAUUGCACGCACCCUCAAAACUUGAGACAUCUGUGGCAUUGUGUUGUGUGACAACAACUGCACAUUUUAAAGUGGCCUUUUAUUGUCCCCAGCACAAGGUGCACCUGUGUAAUGAUCAUGCUGUUUAAUCGACUUCUUGAUAGGCCACACCUGUCAGGUGGAUGGAUUAUCUUUGCAAAUGAGAAAUGCUCACUAACAGGGCUGUAAACAAAUUUGUGUACAACAUUUGAGAGAAAUAAGCUUUUUGUGCGAAUGGAACAUUUCUGGGAUUUUUUUUAUUUCAGCUCAUGGGACCAACAUAUUACAUGUUGUGUUUAUAUUUUUGUUCAGUGUAGUUUGGUCUUUUGGCCCAGAGUGAAAUGUUUUUGAUCAACCAUCAUGAACUUUAAUUGGAUUUUAUUAUUCAUAGGUCAAUGUGUUUUGGAUUAUUAUUUUAUCGUGAUCAUUAAAGGGGGGUUGUGCACUCUGAGCUAAUGGAAGUCAUUCUGGUUGUAGUAGAAGCAAAAGUGCUUGAAUGAGUUUUUACCUUAUCCUAGUUUUCAAACCGUCUGAACGUCAUUGGUUGUUGUUGAUGUAUACCACGCCUCUUUUCCCUGUAGGUUUGGUUCACAUAUAUGACAUUGCUUUGUCAGACUCCAGUAUUCAAGGACACAAUGCUCCAAGAGGCCACAGUCAUGGAAAUAAUGCCGAUUACAAAGGCACAGAACAUAGACACGGACUAAUAUAACACACCAAUACAUGAGCAAUACAACUUCUGAAAGAGGACCAAAUCAGGCUUGACUACCUGUCUGUGAGUUAUUGUCUAUCACAUGUCCAUGUAAAGAUCAUAUAGAACAGGCCACUCUUAUCAGUCACAAGUUAAUAAAGUCUUUAUGUUGUAGGGAGUCCGAGAGCUAGAGGUCGAUCCUCUUCUCUCUGCUCCUGUUCAUAUGUAUAUUUCUGCUAUUGACAGGGAAAGGUUUUCUUUAAGUGUUUGUCAGUUUUGUAGACACAGAGUUGUCUGUAGCUUUCUGAAUGAACGGGUAAGAUUCUGAGUAUCAUGAAGAAUUAGGGGAUGGGAUUUCAGUGGAACCCUGGAGGAAGCACCCAAAGCUACACUGGUUUAUACAGUACAGAGGGCAUUUUGCUACACUGGUUCAUACAGUACAGAGGGCAUUUUGCAUGUGUUUGUGCAGUUUUUUUGUGCUACAAUUCCUUUCUGUUUAUUCAUGUUAUUUUUCUGUUGCUAAGAAAAACACAGUUCGAUCCAUUCGAGUCCAAUGUCCAGUUAAACAGUGUAUAAUUUGUUGCAGAAUCUAUACGAUUCUUUUUGGACGAAUUUCAGGAAUUUGCCCUUUGCAAAUAUUUUUCUAUAGAACUAAAGCAGAUUGCUAUCAAUAUUAUAUACACUGUCAUAUACAAUUGUACAGAUGAAAUAUAUCCUUAUAGCAAGUUGUUAAGCAUUACUAUGGGUUUGUUUUUUGUUAUUACUGUCAACGUAUUGGUAGUUCUCUCUGUAGGGUUUGUGUCCAUUAGGUUUUUAACUGUUUCUUUUUAUAUUGGGACUACGAAAACUUCACACUUCUGUAAGAUCGACUACAAGGAUUGUUGCAGAAGUUUUAGCAUUAGCCAGCGUUGGUCUCAUGGCGUUUGUGUAUCAUUCAUUCACAUUUCUAAUAUGACCCUUCAAUCAUUUCAUAACCUUGUGGUAUUUGUGAGACAAACUUUAACCCAGCACACAUUAAGACCAAUGCCUUGAUUCUCAUAGAAGCAUAUACAGAAUCAUAUAAUGUCAUUGUACAUCACCACCCCCAAUCUAUACUUACUUUUAUUUAUACUAUAUACACUCCUUUUGCCUUAUUGGAUCUCCUUAUUCAAUGUCAAGAGCCACUGGUCGUGACAAAAUAUUUUUGACAAUGUUUGCCAAAAGUUUGAUGAAAAUCUGGAUUUAUUUGCUUUUGAUUUGCCUUCCCAUUUUGAUUGGAGAUUUGAUUUGAACAUGAAUACGUUUCAUUCUUACUCUCGUUUCGUUUUGUUUGUGUUUAGUCUCAGAAGUCAGCCAGGGACAGUAGGCUUAUUGUGAUUGUGAGGAGUCAGAAGUGGCAUGUUAAUAGAGUUUGGAUGCCAGUGACGUUGGAAAUGGAGACUAUAAUAAUGGUCAACAACAACGUCAUUAAUCAUGUCAUAUUCAAUUUGGAUUAUGUACGUAAGGUUCAUAAUACUCUAUGCAUUACAGGUCAACCAAUGUCCAUUGAAUCUAUCACUCAGUGGUAGUUGACAUAUAGGUCAACAAUGAAUAACUAACUAUAUGAUACAUUUUUACACUGACUAAAUGUUGGUUGUGUUCCAUGGGUUUUGAACCAUUCUCGACCAACUCCAAACGGACAACUAAUUUGGCCCCCUUAUAGUUGACAACCAAUAUUGUGUUUUUUGAAAGCUGCGUAAUUAGCGCUUUAGUGAAAGAGUCAUGAUAGAACUACAUCACCCACAGUCCUUUGCUGCUACCUUGCUGUCUAGUCAAAUGAGAAUGUGCCAUGAUGGCAUUGUCUAAGACCUAUAUAAGAUGGGUGUCCAUGGAGUCCCGUCUCUCAGUUCAGAUCUGUCUCCAUACUCACAUUUACAUGCUCCCAAAGCCUCAACUGACUGUAUGAAUUUAGAACCAGACACAUUGUUUCUAAACUGCUGAAGUCAUCAAGUUUGUCUUGGUUUCUCAACUCCAAUUCACCUUGUUUAGCCAUGUGCUAUAUCCAAGUCUAAGAUAAUUGAUUUUAAAUGUUGUCGUGUUAUCUGAUUCUCAUUGACUCAUUUCGUUCAGAACAAAGCUAGCCAUACUCUCCAAUGGUUUUGUCUCCUCGCCUUUACUAUUAAUUACCCUACCAGGUUUAUAAGCAACCUUUAUUUUCAGCUGAUGAGUUUGAAACUGGGACUCUACUUUUACCAAGCGUUUGAGAAGUCUGAGAGUGUGCCCACUCUCUCCUUCAAAGUGCCAGAGGUCUCCAACUUUCUUGUGUUUGGUCAGGCUGCCAUCUCACUAUCAGUUUAUCUACUGUAAUGUCAAGUUGCUGACUUUCAGUACAUUGUGUAUAUAAUAUCUGAAUAUACAUAGGUCAUGUUGUUGGUCAAAUGUCAUUCAAUAGCAGAACUUGAGAAUGCCUGUUAAAAUAUACCAGUGCUUCCCAACUCCAGUGAUCCAGUACCUCCAACAGUACACAUCUUUGUUGUAGUCCUGGACAAGCACACCUGAUUCAACUUGUCAACUAAUCAUCAAGCCCUCAAUGACUUUAAUCUACAACAAAAAUGUGUGCUGUUAGGUGUAAUUGAGGAGUUGGGAAACACUGCUAUUGACACUAGAUUUUUGGAAAUAAUUGAGACGAACAGGUUUUUUUGUUUGUUUGCUUUUCCUUAAAUUGGUGGAAGAAGAUGAAGAUGUUUUACCGUGUUGUCCACUGCUGGAGAGACAUUUAAGUCCCUUGAAUAAUAAGUUUAUUGCAGAGCUCUUGUUUUGGCAAAAUAAAUGCCAGUAUGAUGGAGACCUUAGACCUUGUACAGAUAUGGCUUCCAUAGACAUUUGAUUUGUGCAAUUUCAUUUAUUUUGAAGGUUAUGUGAUUAGUUUUUUUUAAACCAAACUUCACAUUGAAGCUACCAUAUGUUGCAAAAUACAUUUUAAAAAUCCCUUCAACCAAAAAAAAGUGUCUUUCUCAACGAAGAGUUGGCACUUCCAACUGAAGAGUUACAGCGCAAUUCACUUUUUCUCCAACACUUCACUUUUUGAAUUCUAGCUUGACAUGGGGUAAAAUGACACCCAGUGGGGGUUUAGGCAUUCAUAUGGCGUUGCGUGUGUAUAUGUGUGUGGCGCAUUGAGCGGCUCUUAUGCAGUUAAGGGCUGCAGUUUCCUUCUCUUUUAGUUUGUGUCCUCUCUUUUUACUGACUGCUUUUGAAGUGAGGAAACCUCCCUCCAUCUCAGCUGGUCUAAUUGUCUCUCUCAAAGCUCAGGUGGAAACUACUUUUAGCAGAGUUCUUGUCACUAUCACUGGCCACAACAGUGCUCUUCCUCCCCCUCUUCAGUCCAGAGAGAGGUUUAGCUAGUUGCUGUCCGCUGAUAUAUUUUUCUAUGGCGUGAUUCUAGGCCUCAUGAUCAUUGGCAAUGAGAGGGUGACUCUUCCUUCACAGAAAAACAUGUAUCUCUUCCAGUUUCAGUUGUUCUCUCAUGUUGUUUUCAUCUAGUUCCUUUUUAUUUGGUCAUUUAAGUCAUGUAGUCUGUUCUCAGCACUGUAAGACAGUCCCUAUAGAAUAUGGAGAGGCAAUAUCACUGUAUGAAACUCACAAUGUAUUAUUGUUGUUAUUAUUAUUGUUAUUAUUAUUCACUAGCACCCUAGGUGUGAUAAUUGAAGUAAAUAUCUUUUAUACAAACACAAA
This is a messenger RNA of Oncorhynchus mykiss (rainbow trout), 15929 nucleotides long. The record is from RefSeq and is a predicted model, not a curated record. Lineage: Eukaryota; Metazoa; Chordata; Actinopteri; Salmoniformes; Salmonidae.